AUGUCUGGCUUGUACGGGCCAGCUUUACCACCAGGUUUCAGACAAAGAUCAAACAGAGAUGACGACGAUGAUGAUGUUGUGAGUUCUUCUGGAGUGAAUGCUUCAAGUGAUGUUUUCCGGGAAACUUGCCAUGUCUCUUUUCACAGUAGAGAAGCUGACCACCAUGUAACAUCAGAGGUUAGACCUUCACCAACUGUGGUCAGACACCGAGCAGACACUCAUUCUGAAGUGAGCAGCACUGGUCAACCAAGAUGCUGUAUUACUACCACCAGGAGUGACCAUCAAGAAAUGACCGUGUCCUCACCCUCAGAAGAAGAAAACACUGUCUAUGGACCUGCUAUACCUACUUGGCGGAUUAAUGGCCGAGGUUGUCCAGAGUCUGUUGGUGAAGUAAGUUCUUCAACCUCUCCAGUGAAAGGAUGUGAAUUGAUCGGCCCCUGUCUGCCUCCGGGUUUUGGCCAGAGCCAGUCAAAUGAUGACAGUUCAGCUAGUUCAUCAACCUGUGUAACAGAAACAAAUUCAGAUCCAAAGGAUCUAUUUGCAAACAGGAUUAGCAAAAGUUCUGUUCAAAGUGAGGACACUUCUUCAACAGUUGGUUCAAGUGAGCCAACCAGCAAUUCAGUGUGUGAUAUUAUUGGCCCUGCUUUGCCUCCUGGUUUUAAUUCAAGACAUGAAGAGUUUGAAGAUGAUGAAGAAAAUGGAUGUGACACUAACAGAUUACUCCCCAUUGGCCCCUGCCUACCUCCAAGUGCAGCAACAUCAUCUGGUAUUUUUGGACCAGCAUUACCUCCUGGUUUCAAAUCCAGUUCUUCAGCUGAAAAAUGUCAUGCCAUGAAUCUUGAGCUACCCCCCAGUUCAGCAACUGAAGUUGAAGAGGAUGUCAUUGGUCCUUUGCCUUCAGAAAUGUUCAAAAAGGGUAUGGCAGAUAAUUCAUUGGCUGAAGAAAUUGAAAAACGAGCUGCUAAUAUGAAGGAUAAACUUGAAGGAAAGCUUGAUGAAGUUGAGGUUGUAAGCAGAGAGACUUGGAUGACUGAACUACCUCCUGAGCUCGGGCCUGGACUUGGUCUUACUGCACGGCAGUUCAAAGGUAACAGAUCUACAAGCACUGGAGAUCGAUCAGUGUGGACAGACACUCCUGCUGAUAAAGCAAAAAAGCUUAAGGACCAAGCUGAAGGACGUGCUUCCAAGAGAAGUCAUGAAUCUAAAGAGGAAACCAUCUCUGCAAAAGACCAAUUCUGUGCUGAACGUAUUGCAGAAUUUAAUAAAAACAAACGGUCAGAGUCUCUUCUUGAUAUGCACGUUAAACAAAGAAAAAUAGCCAAGGAACAAGAAGCUGCUGCUGGUCCUAAAGAACGUCGUCCAUUUGACAGAGAUGUAGACCUAGGCAUUGUGAAUCUAAAUUCAGCCCAGAGAAAAUCCAUAAUUGACAAAUCUCAUGCACUCAACACUCGAUUUGGUCAUGGCAACUCCCAUUUUCUAUGA
Molecule: messenger RNA, 1482 nt
Organism: Acanthosepion pharaonis
Lineage: Eukaryota; Metazoa; Mollusca; Cephalopoda; Sepiida; Sepiidae
Source: the annotation of a GenBank genome assembly